AAUGGUAGAACUAUCGAUUUCAGACCAUCUGUUGGGCUCGCUGCACAUGCUAAAUUUGUUUUGAUUUUUAUAAACCUUUAAUUUGUUUUGAAUCGAAUCCAAAAUGGCAUACGUUGCACUGAGCGAAGCAGAGAAAACAUUCAUACUGCACGGCGUGGAGGACGACUUUCGCUGCGAUGGACGUUCUCGCCGGGAUUAUAGGCCUAUGGAACUGGAAACGGGACUGGUCAGCAAUGCCAGUGGCUCCGCUCGCCUGCGCCUUGCCAACACAGACAUCCUGGUGGGAGUGAAAACUGAGAUAGAUGUACCCGAUUCCCUUACGCCAGAAUUUGGAAAACUGGAGUUCUUUGUGGACUGCUCUGCCAAUGCCACGCCAGAGUUUGAGGGACGCGGGGGCUCGGAUCUGGCCCAGGAACUGGUGCUGUCCCUGCAGAACGCUUACGAAUCGCCACUGGCGUUCGACUAUCGCACCUUGUGCCUCAUUCCGGGUCAGCAGUGCUGGAAACUGUACAUCGACAUAUUGAUUCUGGAGUGCGGUGGCAAUCUGCAUGACGCCGUCUCUCUGGCUGCCAAGGCGGCUCUUUUCAACACCAAAUUGCCCCGUGUAACGGCCACUCUGUUGGAUGCCGGGAUCACAGACCUCAUCAUAUCGGACAACCCUUACGACUGCACCCGCAUCGGCAUUGAAACCGUUCCGCUCUUGGUUACCGUCUGCAAAAUUGGCGACUAUUGCCUUGUUGAUCCUUCAGCGGAGGAGGAAGUUUGCAGCACAGUCAGCGUGGUUGUGUCCGUAUCCAUGCGCAAUGGAGAGGCAUUCCUUUCGGGCACUCACCUAACAGGCGGUGGAGCCAUGCACCGGGACACCAUGCGCAACUGCCUUCAACUGGGCCUGUCCAUUGGAGAGCAUCUGGACCAGCUGCUUACCAAGAUGCUUAAACUGGAGCAGGAGCGCGCAGGACCCAAACGUCCGCAGACGGUUGGGUUUCUUAAAUAAAGCAUAUGUGGCUUAGAA
Molecule: messenger RNA, 1012 nt
Organism: Drosophila ficusphila
Lineage: Eukaryota; Metazoa; Arthropoda; Insecta; Diptera; Drosophilidae
Gene: Rrp42
Product: exosome complex exonuclease RRP42
Exons: 4
Coding region: 104-994 (296 amino acids)
Biological process (GO): U1 snRNA 3'-end processing; exonucleolytic trimming to generate mature 3'-end of 5.8S rRNA from tricistronic rRNA transcript (SSU-rRNA, 5.8S rRNA, LSU-rRNA); U5 snRNA 3'-end processing
Cellular component (GO): nuclear exosome (RNase complex); cytoplasmic exosome (RNase complex)
Source: RefSeq, a predicted model, not a curated record